AUGGCAGGGGUUUACUCUGCUUACGGCAUAAACAGAUAUGUUAACGAAGCAAAACGACUGUUCGAUGUGCUGGAAUCUCGGUUGAACACCCACGAUUGGUUGGCGGGCGAUAAGUACACCAUCUCUGACAUUGCAAGUUAUGCCUGGUUGAGGUCUGCUUUUCUGCUUCUGGAUAUAGAUGUUGGCCAAUGGCCUGGGUUGGACAAAUGGAUGAAGAGGAUCGGCGAGCGCCCGGCAGUGUUGAAGGGUGUAAAUGUUCCUCGGAGCAGCCGAACUUCUGAGGAGAUGGCCCAACAAUUCAAAUCGAUGCGAGAUAAGGUUGAUGCAAUGAAGAAUACAGACAAGUGUGAUUCGUGA
This is a messenger RNA of Exophiala aquamarina CBS 119918, 357 nucleotides long. Its product is annotated as glutathione S-transferase. The record is from RefSeq and is a predicted model, not a curated record. The transcript has a single exon. The coding region runs from base 1 to 357 and encodes 118 amino acids. Lineage: Eukaryota; Fungi; Ascomycota; Eurotiomycetes; Chaetothyriales; Herpotrichiellaceae.